GAAGAGGCAGGGUUCUCAGAAAUUAUAAAGAAAGAUAAAGAUACUUUGUACGCCGGCGGAAGCUGUGUGAGGUUCUCCGCAGACGCGGUUACAUUGAAGAAUAUACGAUAUCACAUCUAUGAGGUAAAUGGCCAUGAAUGAGAAACAAGAUUUCCUGGAAGUACUUCAGUGUUGCGAUUGAUUCCAGCCGAAAGCUCUAUCUUUAUAGAAUUCCGAUAUUUAGUCAAUCACCCACUUGCUUUGAUUGUACAACAAAACAGUUACAUUGGGAAGACGAACACUCACUUGUAUUCUCGUCAUCGCUGAGUGUUAAACUUCGAAUCUUCAAACUUCGAAACCUAUUCUUCAUUUUUCCACACAGGUACAGAUAUCAUGUCAGCUUUAUACAGUCCCGAAGCAACGCAUUGCGAAGGCCUCGAGGACCAAAAGCUUCACAAAUCAGAGAAAGAAGAUAAUGAUGACUUCUCUAAAGCAGACGAAGAAGAAUUGUUUCUCGAGCGCCAUAACUUCCCAUCUCAUCAAAAGCAACACAGCCAUAAGCGAAAAAUCUACAUCGUGGCCACCGUCGCUAUUUUUAUUGUUCUCGCAUCCAUCGUAUUCGGAACAUACUCGACGUUGCGUUUUAAGGCCUUAAAACACAGCUACAAUAGCGCGUCUACUCAACACCCAUCUCCGCCAGAACCUCACUCUCAUGAAAACCACAUAGGAGUCCACGAACACAAGCAUGAACACUCCCCCAUCUCAUCCGCUCAAGCCAGCUAUUCCACACGUCCAGACCUAGAUUGUGGGGAUAGCGAAGCCUCUGCAAAAGCUGCAGGCUGCACUUUUAACGUCAUGGCAUUCUCAUACGUUCCAGCCUCAUGUAACGGCAGCGAAAUCAUGAGCUCCUUCGUCGACAAGCAUGCAAAUCUACCUCUUGAUGGAGCCGGAAUAUUUCCUUGGUACCGCUGGUCCAACCGGACCGAGUCUGUACCGCAAGAUGCAAAUGAGCUUAGUAAAUAUCCAUUUAUUUGGACAACUCAUGAAUGGCACAUUGCGCACUGCCUAUACAAUUGGGCGCUGACUACUGAUGCAAUUUCGAGGGUUCUCAAUAGCGAGAAGAAUGUUUGGAUCUUGCAGGAUGCGGUUCAAGGGGGUCAUAUUGCGCACUGUAAUGGUUUGGUAUCUGAUCGAGUGACGAGUGGUCUGACGCCUUUGCGAGCUUUCAGGGCAAUUGGACGUUGUGUAAAACUAGACACUGACGGUAUUGCUACUUUGAGUAAGGAUCCCUAUGGAAGCCAUGUGGAUUGAAAGGUUUGCGAUUUUUGUUUGGUGUGAGAACUCCCAGAUAAAUGCCAAGAGGUUUAGGAAUAUCAGUAUAUAAGUCAGAACAUGAGCCUACAUUAUAGGCUAUAAGCAAAGUUUACAGAGUUCACGCAAUAUAGAGCCAUGUGUCUGCACAGUAUUCUGGCUUACUGUUUACCAAAUUUGGAAAAUGGCCUAACUGAAGCCCAAAUGACCCGCGUGAUAUUUUAAAGAUAGAAGAUAUACAUUUUUAUUAAAACAUUUUAUAGUAAAAGACGAAGAAUCUGAUAAGAGAAAGCCAAAAAUGAAAAACUUAGUUUCCGCACAAAUGCAUUGAGAAACUGCCUUGAGUUACCGACUAUGUAUGCUUCUAAGUCUCCCAGUCCUUCACUUGAUGGCGUAGGUGAAUCAACUUCCAUAUGCUACACGUAUGUGCUUCAACAAUUGACAAUGUGUAAUGACAAACUGAUUUCACCA
Messenger RNA from Botrytis cinerea B05.10, 1761 nucleotides. RefSeq lists its product as hypothetical. The transcript has a single exon. Bases 373 to 1290 code for a protein of 305 amino acids. NCBI's taxonomy places the organism in Eukaryota, Fungi, Ascomycota, Leotiomycetes, Helotiales, Sclerotiniaceae. The record is from RefSeq and is a predicted model, not a curated record.